AGUGUUGAUAGCCGGCGAAUUACAAACGAAAGAUAGCAAAAUAUCGUCCAAGUCUAACAUUUACCAAAAUUGUAUUUAUCUGCAUUUAAUCAUGGUUUCCCGAUUCGACCAACAAAAGACCAAGCACCAGCUCUUCCACGUGUCCCUCAGCCUUGCCACCAUCCUGAUCUGCAUGGCGUACAUGCAGUAUCGCCGGAAUUGGGCACAUCUCGGCAGCUUCUGGGAUUCUCUGGUCGUCCCUAUUGUUUUCCUCGGAGAGCUUCUAAAAGUUGUAUUGGCCCGCUUCUACGGGAAGGUUGAGGAUGGCGUCCUGACCGCUAAACAGCGCCAGAAAAAGAACUCGUACUUUACGCCGCGGGAACUCCUCGGAGGAUUCACCCUGCAGUUCCUGUGUACACUUCUCUACGCCUUUAUCUGCAUCAUUUUGGGAGCCCCGGUGCUGGGCAACUAUGAGCAGACCUUCGUCUUGGCCUUACUUAUGACGUUGUUGACGGUGUCACCCACAGUUUUUCUCCUCGGUGGCGGAGGAGCACUCCAAGUGUGCUUCUGCGAGAAACCGGACUUUGUUACCAAGUGCGAGGACACGGCUCUGAAUCUGUUCAAGUACAAUGCACUGGGAGGUAUUCUGGGAGCUUGGGCCGGGAGCGUGGUGGCUCCACUGGACUGGGGACGUGACUGGCAGGCAUAUCCCAUUCCCAACGUGAUCGGAGCACUGCUGGGAAGCGCUCUGGGCAAUAUAUACGCUUGUACGCAUGUCCUCUACGCCACAGCCCGAGUUUACAUGACCAAGAAACGCACUUAAAUCUAAUAAUAAACUUUUAAUUCUGCCACCAAGAUUAUUACGUUGCGCUGCCACUGAAACCCACUCAUCCACUAAGAACCACGUCAUCAUCUCGUCUAGUCAGCAGCUUAGGAACUACCGAAAAGCAAUUACCAAUUUAAAGUUACAUGUUUAAUCAUAUUACUAGCGUGUAUUAUUAAUGAAUUCUUUUUAAAUCAAUCAAUUAAUAAACUAACAAAAUUUAA
Messenger RNA from Drosophila sechellia, 1026 nucleotides. RefSeq names its product phosphatidylinositol glycan anchor biosynthesis class F (gene PIG-F). Gene Ontology annotation, cellular component: endoplasmic reticulum membrane. The record is from RefSeq and is a predicted model, not a curated record. NCBI's taxonomy places the organism in Eukaryota, Metazoa, Arthropoda, Insecta, Diptera, Drosophilidae. The transcript has a single exon. Gene Ontology annotation, biological process: GPI anchor biosynthetic process. Bases 92 to 802 code for a protein of 236 amino acids.